CUUUUGAGCCCGUUCCGAUUCGUGGAAGAAACAAAGAUUUACACCUCACAAUAACUGUGGGUUAAUUUGGUCAUCGCGAGACAUACUUCUAUAUUAGUACAGGAGAUCAUGUUAGGUUGAAAGAUUAAUCCAGCUCGCUGUAAUAUAAGCGUGCUAGUCCAAGAUGUCUGAACAUGAUCGUUUCGAAGCUUUCACAUUCUCUGGCCAGCAAGAGACAGCCAGGUUUGGGUUGAACACCGACACAUUAUUCCCAUUGGCACUGAAACCAGCCAAGGAGUGGGAUCCCACAUUAGAAGAGUCUAUACUAGCCAUAAAGAGACUAUCAGAAUCUGGCGAAUUGUUCAAUAAAUUGAGGGAGCAUGGCGGCGCGGUUCUCAUUCGCGGGCUACCUAUCAAGACGCCUCAAGAGUACAGUGACGUAGCUCAUGCAUUCGGGUUCCCGCCUCACGAAGAGGUUGGCCGACCGCCAUUACGAACGGUGCUGGCUAAGAAUAUCAAAACAGCGAAUGAAGGUCCCGCGGAACUUCCUAUCUGGCCUCAUAAUGAGUACGGCUGGUCGACGAUAAACCCCUCGUGGUUAACAUUUGCUUGUCUACAAGCACCCCAGUCUGGGGGCGAGACACCAAUUAUCUCUAGUCUUGGCCUGGCAGCCGCAUUGAAGGAACGGGAACCUGAGUUUAUCGAGAAGUUGCUUCAAAAAGGGGUUAAAUACGUGUAUAGAUACGGGUUGGAGGACGUAAAAUCGAACACAGGGACAAGUAUCUUUGGCGCAUACGGCCAGCAUGUGAAUCCAGGCGACGAUAGGGAGGUUAUUAGGCAGAAGAUUGAAAAUGAAGUCCGACGGCACAGUAACCACUUUCAAUGGCAUGACGAUGGUUCAUUGAGCGUGACGCAUAUCGUUCCCAUUAUUAGGAAGCAUGAGGACACCGGCCUAUCCACAUGGUUUGGUAAUGUUACGAGUGCAUGGGGCCGAAAUAAGUACCAUGGAGCGACAGAACCUCCCUACCGAGGCGACGACGACUCAUAUCAUCCGCCUCCCGAGUAUGGGGAUGGUACACCGAUAGAGAAAGAGUAUCUCGACUUAGCACUCUCACUGGCAGAAUCUCUCCAGGUAUUAAUUGAAUGGCAAGUUGGAGAUAUUGUCCUACUCGAUAACUAUGCAGUAAUGCAUUCGCGUUCUCCGUGGACUGGCAAGAGAAUAGUGCUAGCAGGCUUAUGGGAUGACAGUCGAGUGUGAUGAUUCUGAUAGGAAGUACAGCGAAUGUGUUAUAGCUACCUACCUAUCCAACUAGCGUUAACACCUCCGAGGUCUGUCUAUCACAACUGUGAGCCGUAGUUAAAUACAUAAAUAAACCACCGCCUAUAAAUGACGCAACUAUUAGUGAGGUUUAAGAACUCUACUCCCUUCUCUGACAACAUGUUGUGUUUUUCGCAUCAGCCAUCGACCCCGCUUGGCUCGUGCAGUCCCAGAACUCAAGGCUGCCAAAUACCUGGUACGUAGGUAAUCCGGAAUAGGAGUUGAUGCCUACAGGUAGGUACCUAACCUAGGUAAUCAUAGAACGCGUAACAGAUCAAUAGCAUGGAAUUGUUUCCAAGUCACAUGCUAGAUAUGCAAGAAGGAAUCAGCCAGUAUUUUCACGAACGGAGC
Molecule: messenger RNA, 1648 nt
Organism: Daldinia decipiens
Lineage: Eukaryota; Fungi; Ascomycota; Sordariomycetes; Xylariales; Hypoxylaceae
Product: Clavaminate synthase-like protein
Exons: 5
Coding region: 164-1237 (357 amino acids)
Molecular function (GO): oxidoreductase activity
Source: RefSeq, a predicted model, not a curated record